ACUUAUUGCAGAUACGCGUCAAUUUUGAAUUAUGCAGAUGUCAAUUUUUGAUAACACAGUGAUAACAUUAAAACCACAACAAAGUUUGGUUUAGCUAACUUUUUUGUAUUUUAAAAUAUUAAGUUUUAUUGUUGUGCGAGUCAAAAAUAUAUUGGAGUGUUUUAAACGGAAUCAAAUUCUAAAUUACCAAGUCUGCAAGUUUUAAGAUGACAAGUGUUGAGAGUUCGACGAUUGUUUUGCACGAAGAAAGAAAACGGCUCAUUAGUCAUCGUAGUGAAUAUAAUGUUGAUUUGUGGGGAGAAUUUAAGAAACGCUGGAUGGUGUUCGGCGUUCUAGUAGCGGUCGCCCUGGCGGUGGUAUCUCCUCGACUGGGCGCUCCCGGAGGCAACUACCCUGCAUGUUCACACAUAGAUCAUUUUAGAACGCAUAGCACUUCAUAUGAACAUGUACACUUCGUAUGGAAGUUGUGCGAUUUUGCGCACUUUCUAGUUUAUACUACAUAACGGGACGUAGUAUUUCAUUGCGUGGAGAAAAUGGUGUGCGAGCGAUUCCUCCGCGUUUAUACGCACUAUCUGUUCUGCACGCGCAAGUGAUUGCGCCAGUACUUGCUGCGGUGUCCGCACUUGCCUUGCGAGACGCUAAGCUCGAUAGACGAUUACUAGAAGGUGCCCUGGUGGCGCGUUCACGCGGACCUUGCGGCUGGCUGUCGCUGGCACUUUGUUACGACUCGUCACCAGCGACGCCUAUAUUGGCAGCACUCAACUACGCCGUGUCCCUGAUCGCUGCACCACUCGCCAUUCUAUUCUUUUGUGGUCGUACAGCUCUGCCUCCUUUGAGCGGCAUAUUGUGGACGGUGACAACAACGACAGUGCCGUUUCUGAUUGGUUGCUGGCGGUCGCAGCGCCCCGCUCCCCGCGCCCCCCGCACCACCGCACGUCUACUGGCACUCUUACUGCUUUACAUCGACUGCUGCGCGCUCUUGUGGGAAGCUGAGGGCAGUCUUUACAUCACCGAUGUCUUGGCUACUUUGUUCUUAGAAAUAAGCAGCGUGUCGCUAGCUGCUGCAGGCAGCUCGCUGUACGCACACUACGGGUUACUGCGACGUGCGGAGUGCCGCGCCCUUGCACUGGCCGCUGUCCCUAAAGCAGUCGGACUCGGUUGGGAGAUGAAAGUGUCGUGUAUGUCGUCUGGGCUGGCUCACUUGCCGACCGUGUUCCUGGCGCCCACGCAGGCCCUGCUGAUGGCCGCGCUCUAUGGAACUGAAGAAGACCAGUAUGAUGAUGAUGCGGAAGAUCUCUCCCUACUUCGUGAUUGAUUAGAAAUGAUAAUUAUAAUUUGAAUUAGGACCAAUUUAUUAUAGUUUGGUGUGAACUUUUUUUUACGAAUCGUAAUUUUGUUGAAAGAUUCUUAUUAUGCAUCCUCUUUGGGUAAAAGUUGAAUGUGUUGAUUUUUUUUUACUUUUGUUAUAUUUUGUAAAUUUCUUACUACAACACUCAGUUAUUUGGUUACUUUCUUGGCGUAAAUUGACACUGUAAAACUACUUUAUUAUACUUAGAAAUGUAAUUCCAAGAUUUAGUCAUAGACAAUUUUAAAUGAUAACUAAGCGAUAAGUUCAAAACAUUGCCUUCCACCGAAGUGUGGCCAGUUCAAAGUCUGCGAUACACCUCAUUAGUUUAUAUAGUAAAUAAGUAUUUAAUUAUAAUAGUAUUUGCUAGUAUAAAUUAGCUUCUAGUCUUAACCUGGGGCCUUCCAUUAGCCUUAUAUAAUUCAGAUUAGUAUGUUACCACUAAAACUAGAAACGUCGAUUUAAAAUUAGUAUUUAGUCGUUUAAAUUAGUAAAAUUCAACCAAGAGCGAAUUACAAGAGCCAAUUUAGCGCCGUCCGUGUUUGUCUCAAGUAAAUGCUCAAAUGCUUUAGUUUAAUUGGAUUUAGGUUUGUUAUCUAAUAAAUUGUGACGAAUUUAUUCUUUAACUUCGGUUGUGAUUUUACUGAUGAUUUAACAAAACCGGAAAGAUAAAGUGUAGCUACACAUUACGAUACAGAACAAACAAAUUAAGGAAUCACUUUUUUUUAUAACAUAAGGUGGCAAACGAGCAAGUGGCCACCGCCAAACUGGCAAAGCGACCGC
Molecule: messenger RNA, 2128 nt
Organism: Papilio polytes (common Mormon)
Lineage: Eukaryota; Metazoa; Arthropoda; Insecta; Lepidoptera; Papilionidae
Exons: 6
Coding region: 458-1315 (285 amino acids)
Source: RefSeq, a predicted model, not a curated record